AGAUAUCUUCGGCUUACCUGAAUAAGAAAAUACCGAACAUCCCCGAUAUCAAGGUCGAUGGUGCCGAAGAAAAAUGGAACAUGUGGAACGUGUGGCGCACGGUGCUGGAAGAGAACGAGAAGUUGGCUCGCGCCCGCCUCGCCGCUUGUGAGGUGUUCCAGCAGCAGAUCGCAGACGAGGCCAAGUUCCUGCGUCAGCAUAAGAUGAACGUUGCCAAGAAGAGCACCGAUUUGCUGGCCCAAGCGCACAAGGAGCUGCAGAUGAGCGUACUCGACGUGGACAAGACCAAGAAGCUGUACUUCGACGAGGAGCACACAGCCCACGAUGUGCGCGACAAGGCCAAGGAUAUCGAAGAAAAACUGAAGAAGAAGAAGGGUUCGUUUUUCCAAUCGAUUACAUCCCUUCAGAAAAACAGCGCUAAAGUUUCAUCUCGUCGCGACCAACUCGAGGAGAAAUCAACUGGAGCGAGAAAUGACUACUUGUUGAGCCUUUCAGCAGCUAACGCUCACCAGAACCGUUACUUUCUGGUGGAACUUCAAACUUGCAUGCAAAAUAUGGAAGCUUCAGUGUAUGAAAAAGUAUCCGAGUUUCUUACUCUGAUGGGACGUACUGAGCUCUUGACUUGUUCUGCUACUCAGCACUCUUUUGGUAAAAUUAGGGAUCAAGCCCAACAGUUGACUAGGGAGUACAACCUGCAAUGUCUUUACCUGUACUAUCCCGUGCUUAAGCAGCACAUUCAGUAUGAGUUUGAGCCAUGCGAUAACGAUCCCAUUGACACCGUGACUAUGGAGCAUGAAACAGUGUCGCAGACUCUUGCGCAAGAAGCUCGCCGUUGGGCGACCCGUGUAGUUCGGGAAACUGCUCUUGUAAGAGAUGCAACCCGCAAACUACAUCUAUACCAAGCCAUGCGUGAUGCAGGACAGAAAGUUGACCCUAACGAUCCCAAUGGACCGGAACUAGAAGUACGUAUGGAUGAGCUACGAUCAAACAUUCGUCGUUCUGAGACAUCGCGCGCCAAAUAUGAGGCUAGACUGGAGUGCUUGAGGACUGGCGGUGCGCCCGUAGAUGAGUGGCUCAAGGAGAUUGAUCUGUUGGCAGUACAAGAUACACUGCCGCGUAGUAGCAGUCUACUCAGCGUUCGUACCGAUGCCUCGGGUGCAGCUGAUCAACCUAGCUCGGAUUCGUUCUAUGAUAGCGAUAAUACAGAUGGAGAAGCAGGAACCUCUGGCGCUGCUACAGUUGGAACAAGUGGACACCAGCGUACCACAUCCGAUUCUCAGAACGAGGAUGAGCAAGACGAAGAAGUUGAUGCUGAUUUGGAAGAGGAACGUAUGCGUAUUGAGCAGUUGACCGUUGGCUGGGAUGACCCAACCCAAGUUAAUUGGGACGAGCCGGAACCAGAACCGGUCGCUUCAGAAACUACUACUACUGAGGCACCCGCAGCCCCACUGUACAAGUGUACUGCUUUGUACUCUUACACAGCUCAAAAUCCGGACGAAUUGUCCAUUAUUGAAAAUGAACAACUGGAAGUGGUAGGAGAAGGUGAUGGUGACGGUUGGCUCCGUGCUAGGAACUACCGCGGGGAAGAAGGCUACGUUCCCCAUAACUAUCUUGAUGUCGAAAGGGAGCAGCCUUCGAGUACACCAGGACUUGUUGCUCAGAUUUCCUUUUCUUCUGUGGAUUAUACCGUGGAAGGAGAAGAUGCCGAUGUGGUGGUCUCGCCAGAUCAAAUUUCAGUGAUUUCUGCUCCGACCGCCAAGCCCGAGGAAGCGAAGGUCGAAGAAGCUCCUAAGGCCGUGGCACUGCCACCAGAACAGUUACCAACCCUCGGUUAUUGCUUUGCUCUUUACGAUUAUGACGCAGAAGCAUCUGAUGAACUCAAUCUUGAGGAGGGACAGAUAAUUCGUAUUGUCUCCCGCGAGGCUCAUGACGUGGACGACGGUUGGUGGCGCGGAGAAGUCAACGGUGCUGUCGGCAAUUUCCCCUCGCUUAUUGUCGAAGAGUGCGAUGAGAAUGGCGAUCCGUUGAGUACUGGCGAAGAUUGGACUCCGCCAAGCUCUGCCCCGCCUGUUUUUGCAUCCCCACCGAAGACUCCCGAAGCUGGCUAUGACGAUGAGGGAAGAAGAAGUGCAGCCCCAACCGCCGCCCCCGCCCCCGCCCCAGCCCAAACCUGCGCCUCUGAUUGUUGAAGCCAGCGGCAGCGGCUGCGGCCUCGGAGUGGCGCAGAUAGUAAUCACGGCCGCCACUCCCAUGGUCG
Molecule: messenger RNA, 2257 nt
Organism: Papilio polytes (common Mormon)
Lineage: Eukaryota; Metazoa; Arthropoda; Insecta; Lepidoptera; Papilionidae
Product: F-BAR and double SH3 domains protein 2
Exons: 14
Coding region: 81-2189 (702 amino acids)
Biological process (GO): neuromuscular synaptic transmission; regulation of actin filament polymerization
Cellular component (GO): recycling endosome; neuromuscular junction
Molecular function (GO): protein binding
Source: RefSeq, a predicted model, not a curated record